AUGGCCAACACGAAGAAAGAACAAUCUCGUUUGACAGAUGAUGCACUACCACCCGAUCGCAUGCCGACCUUUAAAGCAAAAGACAAGGUGCUACUCAUGAUAAUGCUUACCGAGUUUACGGAGCAAAGGGAAAAAGAACUUGUGUCCUUCUUGCAGUAUGAUCCCGGGGUCAUCGACCGUGGUAUCGAAGUUAAAACAUGGACUCCGUCUAAAUGCCUUCUUGAUUCAAUUGCUCUACAAGGUCCAAAUCGAGACAGUCUGGCCAACAUAUAUACUCUUGCGAUGCUAGCUUAUAUGUCUGGGCUAGAGUUCAUACUUCAUACGAGCUUCGUUGUCGCCGAUGAUCUCACCAAACGCUGCUGGGAAGGUACUCAUCGAGUCGGAGAGCGGGGCAGGCUCUCACUUCUUUUGGUCAGGGUUCGGCCAAAUUUUACCGAGGACACAUCAGCUUCUGAUUGUUCGCUUCCGCUUGAAGUUUGUGUCAUGGUUUCUCGGUUUUCUGAUACUUCAGACAGUCCUCAUCGAGACGGGAACAGUGACUUCAUUGAUUUCGGUGAUUCGUAUUCCUCAUCUGCUGAAGAAAGGAAACCUACUGGUUCACAGUACGGCUCAUCAUCGUUUGUUGAUGAUUUAGGAUACGGUUUAUUACCAUUCAUUUUGGAAAAGUUUUGCUGGCAAAGUCAUGAUGAUGUCCUUCGCCCGGAUUACCACUGCAGAGUCAGCAAAGUCUACCGAAUGGUAAACUACGGGACUGAAGGAAUUGACCAACCUUACUCUGUUAUUUUUCAUGGCAUGUAUCUUCAUGAUCCAGAUCGAGAGAUGUUCUCCAUCAAAAGUACGCUCAUGUCAACACGGAAGCGGUAUUUGAAGGCUGCAUGGUCAGUGCUUUCUUCUCGUCUCCCACCAGAGUUGUCGACUGAGAUAAUCUCUCGAGCCGACCUGGUUCCGUCCUUCCGAGCACCUCUAUGGAAGUACCGACAAAGCCGGGAACAUUUACACAUCUUCUUAAUGUUUCCCACGACGGAGGAUGAGCUCCGUGAAGCUCACUUGGUUAUUCAUGAUGCACUGCAAAAGCGAUCUAGAGAAGAAAAGAAUGCUCCGAAAACAGCGGAGCUCAUUCCUUUUCACCGCCAUGGAAUGAGGACUCGCCGCGAUGUGGUGGCAUUCUGGAAGGAGUAUCAGAUGCACGAACCAGAUGAAAGAUGCAACGACCCAGUCUUGAAUCUUAUGCUCAAUCCCAUCCAAAAGAGCAUCGCAAACGUGUCCCAUUUCGCCAUUGUUUAUUCUGGUGGUGCGAGGCCUGUGAUUGUCUUGAGGACUACACUCAGCACUUUGGGUACAUUGUCCACAUCUGAUUUGUUUGAUCUUUCUGCUCGUGAUUGUGAUGAGUACAGUAUCGAUCUCGUCGAAGCCGCAUACGAUCCAGACCAGCCACAUUACCACAAUCCACCUGUCUGGGAGACAGUGGGCAAUUCAUUGACAGAUCAAUAUCUCCAUGACUAUGGCUCGAUCUCAGUAUUCUACCUUACUAAGCAUCUGAGGGAUUCCGAGGAUCUGAUACUCCGAAAGGAAAUCCAUAAAGUGGAUGGAGAGGACAGAUAUGACAUCGAUCCCGACGAUGCUAUGGACUACUAUUGGAAUCAACGGAAGGAUGUCUGUUUUGUUUCAUGGGAGUGCGACGAAGACGGAACUUUGGAAGACAUUUGGAACCUUGUACUCAAAAUUUACAAGCACGAAGGUUUCGGUCGCCGAUUUCAGCGCUUCUUUUGCCUCGACCGACAGUCUGUGGAAGACCAAACGCUCAUUAUUGUUGAGCCCGACUUCUUUCUCUCCGGAAGGAAAGUCCAGGAUGAAGGUGAACUGUUACAGGGCAUGGUCGCGCCAACACUGGCAGGAUUUCGUUGCAACCGUGUGUUAUGCGAAGAAGCCCAUGAAUCCAAAAUUGAACUUGAUCAAUGUAUUCGAACAAUUGAGGAGAUCGGCGGGCUUGACAACGAAGGGCAACACUUCAUUCGACCCGACUGGCCAGGUCCUGAAGUUCUUCCUCCCACGAAUCCCUGGAGGCUGGGUUGGCCCGAGCCUAGCCAACCCCCUGUCUGGGAUAUAUUCGGUUCUCGCCUGGAUGCAGUUAAUGAUGAAAAUGAAGAGAGAGAGGAAUAG
Molecule: messenger RNA, 2160 nt
Organism: Penicillium longicatenatum
Lineage: Eukaryota; Fungi; Ascomycota; Eurotiomycetes; Eurotiales; Aspergillaceae
Exons: 1
Coding region: 1-2160 (719 amino acids)
Source: RefSeq, a predicted model, not a curated record